UUCUCGCCGCUUGUAAAGCCCCCUCUUUUUUUCUCUCUCGCUCAUGUAUCGACCGCCGCCGCGAUACGUCCGCCCCCAAGGCGGCGGCGGAGCUGGUGGCGGUGGUGGAGGGUUCCCACCUCCGAACUAUGCGUCACAGAACGCUAACUUUUCUUUCCCCUUCACUGGCAAUCUCCCCUACCCGGUGAACCCUGCCGGUGUUCCCCAAUUCCCCAUCCAGAACCCUCGCUUUCCCCAACACCGCAAUCCCUACCUCCAAAACCCUACCUUCUCGCAGUCCAACCCCUCCCCGAGCCCCCAGGCGAUUCUCGAGAGGGCGGAAGCCGCCGUGGUGAAAGCUCACAGGGAGCUCGUCACGUCUGGAGAGAGUGUCUCGGCAUGGAAGGUCUCGCAGUCCGCUCUCAUCUCUCUAAAGGCCGAUUCUUGGAGCUCGCUAGGGUUUCAGCUUCAGGACGUACCGUCUUUCCACCGCCUAAUCGUUACAGAAGGAAAGGUUAAUGCGUUUAUACACUGCUUUGUUGGUGCACGGAGAAUUACAUCAUUGUAUGAUAUGGAGGUUGCAAUUUGCAAUAGUGAGGGUGUUGAACGAUUUGAAGAGCUUGGGCUGGGGCCUCUGUCUCGCCACCCACUUGCAGAGCAUUAUUUCUCAAUUCCUUCAGAUGUAAUGGAGGUGUUUAAAAUUACAAGCGAGGAAAUUAUUAGUUCACUGCAAAAAUUCAUGGAUAAAUGCAAGAAGACAAUUACAGCAGGGGAGUUUUUGAAAUUUCUUGCUGAGCAGAAGUCUGUCUCAAUCAAAGAGAAGCUUGGAGUGCGGGUUCAAAGCUUGGGGUUGCAUAUAUCCUACAUCCGUGAAGCCAAGAAAGCAGAAAAGGCCAUCCUUAACAAAUCGCUGGAGUUAAUCAAACAUAAUGCAGAUAAAAGUAGAGAAAGAGAUUUAUCACAACCUCCUGGCACACUUUGUGAGAAACAGGUGCUUGAUAAGAGGUUUGAUCUUAUAUCCAAGCGUAUCAAAUCAUUUUCCUCUACAUGGGAUGAUUUCGCCAAUAAGCAUAUUCGAUUUGAUUCCUUUGAUGAGGACAACAAUGACAGUGAUGAUGAUGGUCAAGAUGAUUUGAGUAGAUGCCAACAUCAAAAUUCUAUGCACACUAAGGACAACAGCAAGCGUGUCAGUACCUGUCCAUAUCCAUCCACUACUGAAGAGAUGGCACGGCUUGGGCUGAAAUCUGAAGCAGGUGACAAAGCCUUGCCUAGUAAUGGCAAAUUAAUGGAGAAUGGAGGUAAAAUGUCUUCUGGCAAGAAAAGGAAAUUUGACAAAAAAACUGGUGAUGGUAGUUCUUCGUGCAAACUAUUUAAAAAAGAACAAUUUGAUAACUUUGAAGAUCAGAAAAAAUCACAUGAUCUUACUCUCACUAGUGGUAACAUGGAGAAGUUCAUUACAACAUGGAAAGAGGCUUGUCGGGAACAUUCCGUUGAGGAGGUCCUUGAUAUGAUGGUGAACUUCUAUGCAGCAACAGUUAAACAGAAGAAAAAGAUAAGGAAUAUUUUCUUAUCAUACCCUGGCAUUGGCUUAUUAAAUGUUGCUGUGACAUCUAUUAAGUGUGGAAUGCUUGAUAGCUUUUAUGAUACCUUCCAAGCUUUUGCUGAAUGUGGAUUUGCUGGCCCAGAUUCUGCCCCUCCUGUUGAGAUGAUAGAAAUUGGGCCUUUAAUUAAAGAAAAUACUGUAUCUAGUAAUAAGGGGGUCGCUGGUGAACUUGGUUAUGGUGUCACUGUAGAUGAUAUCAUUAAGAAGGUUGUUGAUUAUUUCAAGUUUGAUGAACUCAUGCCUAGAGUAGAAGAUUUGCCUUCAGAAAGAAAGCUUUCAUCCUUGAAGAAGUUUCAUGAUUGUGAGAUCUGGUUGACAAAUCAAUUUUCUGUCAAGGGUUUCAGUUCACUUGGUUAUGGUGAUUUCUUCGAGUUUUUAGAGAAAUAUGCUUCUGCCCUUCCAAAUGAAUUACAUAAUUUCUUAAGUGGGGGAUUCGUUGAUCCACCUUGCUUGGAGGUCUCUAUGCUUCCGCAACAGCUAGGAGUUCUGCUAUGUCAAACUGAGAGUAACUGGAUUGUCGAUGGUGUUAUAACCAAGCAUGAUGUUUCUCUGCUUCUUAAGAAACAAUUUCCGACAAUCAGCUUCCGAAUUGUUGGAAGUGAACCUGAGAAAUGCUUUGUUGAUCUUAUUAAGAGGCAGAAGGAUAGUGAUAAUUCAAAUUGUAUUCUUUUCUCCGCCACAUUGUUGGGAAAACGAUGGACUGGAAACUUACUGGAACGCAGUGAGAAAUCUUCAUUAGAAUAUGCUGGGUUAAUAAAUGAUGCAGGUCCAAAUUCUUUUUCUUUUGGAACUGUUUCAUCCAAAAAAGAUGCCAUUGAGUGCUUACUUAAGGCUCCAAUGUUAUCAGAUCUACUGUCUUGGUCACAAUGGGAUCUUGUAUAUUCACCCUCGCUUGGCCCCCUUGUAGACUGGCUGUUAAGUGAAGUCCACAAUAACGAAUUAUUGUGUAUAGUAACAGUGGAUGGAAAAAUAAUCAGAGUUGAUCCUUCAGCCACUGUUGAUGAAUAUUUAGAGGCUUUGAUUCAAUGUUCUCCAUUACAAGCAGCAGUUAAAUUGUUAUCCUUGUUGUCUUUGUAUGGAGGUACAGGCAAGGCUCCUGUAUCCCUUCUAAAGUGCUAUACGCAGCGAGCAAUUGAUGUCAUAAUAAGAAAUUCUAAUGAUGUGACAGAAGAAAACACGACUUCUGGGAGUUUGAUGCCUAAGAGUUCACUGCAUGGCCUAGCCCUGUUUGAUAAGGACUCCAAUGGUGAUCUUCUUUCAGGCGAUCCUCAAGGAACUUCUGAAACCAUUUAUCAAGGGACUACACUGUGCAAAAGCUUAUCUAGAACUAAUAAAGCAAUUACUGUCGUAGCAAGCUUUAUGCUUGAAUGUCUUGGCCAUUUGCCUCCAGAAUUCCGGAGUUUUGCAGCCGAUGUAUUGGUUUCAGGACUUCAAUGCUUUACUAAAAAUGCUCCUUUGGUCAUUUUGAAUGGAUGUAAUAAAACUGAUCAACGUCUCAUGCUUCAUGACAUUGGAUUGUCACUUGGAAUAAUAGAAUGGAUUGAAGAUUACCAUGCAUUGCAUUCUGCAGCAGCUAGUGGCUCUAGGAUUGUCCAUGAAACUUCUUGUACUCUGUCUUCUGUUCCAGGCAUGGAGUGGAAAGAAGCACCAGAUAUAUCAGGGAAACCCACCACUGACACUCAUAACAUGUUAGUCAGUGCUGUGACUGAUGCUGCUCUGUCCAAUGAGAGUAAUAAAACCCAUUGUCAAGUUAAAGGAAAGAAAAAUGCUACUGUAGCAGGUGGACACCAUAAAGAAUUUGGUAAUACCUGCAAAAGGGAAGUUCUGGCUGAGGUAACUAGUGAGAAUUCGGGUGCCUCAGAAAAUAAAGAAGUUCAAAAUGCGAACCUUAUUAUCGAAUCCAUUCGAUGUGAAGAAUUUGGUCUGGACCCAAAUCUCAGUUACACUGAAAGUUGCUUGCUAAAGAAGCAGCAUGCUCGCCUUGGAAGAGCACUUCAUUGUCUUUCACAAGAACUAUAUUCACAGGAUUCACAUCUUCUUCUUGAGCUUGUGCAAAAUGCAGAUGACAACAUUUACCCAGAGCAUGUGGAUCCAACAAUAGUUUUCAUUCUGCAAGAUACUGGUAUUGUUAUUUUAAACAAUGAACAGGGGUUUUCUGCUCAGAACAUCAGAGCACUUUGCGAUAUUGGAAAAUCAACAAAGAAAGGAUCAAGUGCAGGAUAUAUUGGGCAUAAGGGCAUUGGAUUUAAAUCAGUAUUUCGGGUUACUGAUGCCCCAGAGAUCCAUUCAAAUGGUUUUCAUGUGAAAUUUGAUAUCACUGAAGGUCAAAUUGGUUUUGUUCUGCCAACUGUGAUUUCUCCUUGUGAUAUUGAUGUGUUUAGAAGGCUUUUAUCUGGUGAGGAAUAUCAAACUGAUAGUAACUCGUGGAACACUUGUAUUCUGCUUCCCUUCAGGACUAAAAUUCGAGAAGGGACAGGCAUAAACUCCCUCAUAUCCAUGUUUUCAGAUCUUCAUCCAUCUUUGUUACUAUUCCUGCACCGGCUUCGGUGUAUAAAGUUUAAGAAUAUGCUUAAUGAUGAGUUUCUUGUUUUGAGGAGAGAGACUCUAGGUGAUGGCAUUGUAAGGGUUUCUCAUGGUAAAGAGACAAUGAGUUGGUUAGUAAUAAGUAAAAAGCUGGAAGCUAAGUUUAUUCGUCAUGAUGUACAAACUACAGAAAUUUCCAUGGCCUUCACAUUGCAGGAGUCUGAAAAUGGAGAAUACAAGCCUCAUCUAAGUCAACAGCCAGUUUUUGCUUUUCUUCCUCUAAGGAACUAUGGUGUGAAAUUUAUUCUUCAAGGAGAUUUUGUUUUACCCUCUUCAAGAGAAGAAGUAGAUGGAGAUAGUGCCUGGAACCAGUGGUUGUUGUCAGAGUUUCCUGCUUUAUUUUUUAGUGCAGAACAAUCGUUUUGUUCCCUUUCUUGCUUUCAGGAAAAUCCAGGGAAAGCUGUGACAGCCUAUAUGAGUUUUAUUCCACUUGUUGGGGAAGUUCAUGGGUUCUUCUCUCAUCUUCCUCACAUGAUCAUAUCUAAAUUGCGUAUGUCAAACUGCUUGCUUUUGGAUGGUCCUGAGCUGAAAUGGGUUCUUCCAUGCAGAGUAUUAAGAGGUUGGAACGAGCAGGCUCGCAUGCUAUUAUCCGAUGACUUACUUCAUAAGCAUCUUGGCCUUGGUUAUAUGAACAAGGAUAUUGUACUGUCUGAUGCAUUAUCAAAGGCCCUUGGUGUCCUGGACUAUGGACCCAAAAUUUUAACUGAGAUCAUAUCAUCUAUAUGUCGCACCGGUGAUGAAAUUAAAUCAUUGGGCCUAGAAUGGCUAUCUUCUUGGCUUGUGGCACUUUAUUCAACAUUGUUAGCCCAAUCUUCUGGGUAUUCUUCCCUGAAUGCUGGAUUGGAAAGUGAUGUAAUCAAUCAUCUGAGAAAUAUUCCAUUCAUUCCACUUUCAGAUGGAUCAUACAGCUCAGUGUCUGAUGGUCCAAUAUGGUUACCCUGUGAUGUAAUAAGUGUUGGAUUUGAAGGCAAACAUAGCCCAAAAGAUUUUCCCAACCUAUAUGCCAAACUUCGAACAGUCAAUCCUCUCCUUUUCUCCGCCGCAUGUAGAAGCAUGCACAACACAGAAGAGAUGAGAGUAGACAACCUUAUACAGAUGCUACAUAAAUUAGGCGUGCAACAAUUAUCUGCACAUGAGGUUAUAAAAGGUCAUGUUUUAGUUGCCUUAUCUGAUGAUAAACAGGCUAGGAAAGAUAGAAACUUGAUGAUUGAAUACUUGUCAUUUGUUAUGCUUCAUCUUCAACAUUCUUGUGCCAGUUGUCAGUCUGAGAAGACAAGCAUAAUCUUAGAAUUAAGAAAAAAACCUGUAUGUUUGACAAACCAUGGUUUCAAGUGCCCGGAUGAAGAACCGAUUCACUUUGGUAAGGAAUAUGGAAAUCCUGUUGAUAUACACAAAUUAAUUGGCACAGUAGACAUUAAAUGGAUUGAACUUGAUGCUGCUUAUUUAAAGCAUUCUAGUACGCAAUCACGAUUGUUUGUAAUGAAGAAGUGGAGGGAAUUUUUCCAGGAAUUAGGUAUCACUGAUUUUGUUCAAGUUACUUGCGUUCGAAAACAUGUGCCGGAUUAUCUCUGUACUACUUCUGGGGGUAUGAUUUGUGAUGAAGACUUCAUUGUAGCAGCACCAUUUAUCCAUGAUUGGGAGUCAUCUGAGCUCGGUAAUAUGUUAUCUACUUUUUCCUCAAAGAAAUGUAGGGAAAAGUGUAUCUAUCUUCUGGAAGUACUUGAUAAAUUGUGGGAUGAUUGUUAUAGUGCAAAAGCUAGAAGUUACGUCGGUUCUAAAUCUACUGAAGACAAGAGGCCUAUUAAGUCUUCAUUCAUAAAAAGUAUUCAAAAGAUCAAAUGGGUAGCAUCAAGUAUGGACCAGGAACUUCACUUCUCGAAAGAUCUAUUUUAUGAUUGUGAAGAGGUGCGGUCUAUUUUGGGAAGCAUGGCACCAUAUGCUGUUCCGCAGGUAACUAGCAAAUUGCUUUUGGAAGAGAUUGGAUUCAAGACUCAAGUGUCAUUUAGUGACGCCAUAACACUUCUUCACACAUGGAGAAUGUCUAAGGCAUCUUUUACAGCAAGCACUGUUCAAAUGUCAACAUUUUACACCUUCAUCUCAGAUGGUGUUGCCACUUCAAAAUUGAAGAUGAAUGAGGAGUUUCUAUCAAGUUCUCUCAUAUUCAUUCCGUAUAUCAGUGCUUCUAUGCACGAUGAUGUUGUUUCUGGUACUUUUUUUCCACCCAAAGAUGUGUAUUGGCAUGAUCCGACUGGAUGUGUUGAUAAGACAAAGGAAGCAUUUCUUCAACACAUUUCAAUGGAGAUGACUAAUUGCCUUCCAUGUAAAGCAUUGUCAACUAUCUAUCCAAGUCUUCGUGAUUUUUUUGUGAAUGUUUGUGGUGUGUGUGAAAUUCCUCCAUUCUGUAGCUACUUUCAGAUACUACUGCAGUUAUCAGCUGUUGCAUUGCCUUCACAGGCGGCUUAUUCUGUUUUCCGAGUUUUCCUGAGGUGGGCUGAUGAACUCAAAUCUGGAGUAGUGAAGGAUGACAAAAUUUAUGACUUGAAAGAGAAUCUCUGUAAAUUAGAAAACACUGUGCUUCCAACCUUGCAGGAUAAAUGGGUUUCCCUGCACCCUUCAUUUGGUCUCAUAUGUUGGUCUGAUGAUGAAGAAUUGAAGCAGCACUUUAAGAACUCAGAUGGUGUUGACUUCUUACAGUUUGGUGAACUUAGUAAUGAAGAAAAGGAUAUGCUUUCUGGAAGGGUUGCCAUAUUGAUGAAAUCUAUAGGUAUUCCUGCUCUUUCAGAGGUUGUGUCGCGUGAAGCAAUAUGUUAUGGUGCAGAGGACAACAGACAAAAAGCUUCUUUAAUAAAUUGGGUUCUUCCUUAUGCACAACGCUAUAUCUAUAAGUUGCAUCCGGACAUAUAUCGCAACCUGAAGCAGGUUGAAUCGGAAAAGUUGUGUCUGUUGCAAGUUGCAGUAGUUGAGAAGUUAUUUUACAAGUACACUCUAAAAGGACGUGAUAGUACUUCUAAGAAACGGUUUGAGUGCAACUGUCUUUUGCAGGGAAAUGUUUUAUAUGCAACUCAGACCUCAGAUUCACACACUAUAUUCUUGGAGCUGUCACGAUUUUUCUUUAGUGGAUCUACUGAGCUACACUUGGCAAAUUUUCUCCAUAUGGUCACAACUAUGGCAGACUCCGGCUCCACCAUUGGGCAAAUUGAAUUUUUUAUUUUAAACAGUCAAAGGAUUCCCAAACUACCUGAUGAAGAGCUCGUUUGGUCACUUUCAUCUUUGAAGGAACUGCAUCAGGAUGAAACUUCCCAGCCAAUUUGUGUUCCCCUAAUGAAUGUUGAACAGAGCUUCCCAACAUCCAAAAGGAAACCAGGAAUUAUUUCUAAUUGGCCACCUACAGAUUGGAAAAGCGCCCCAGAUUUUAGUUAUUGUAGAAGACAACUCCAGACAAGGCCAGGUCUAACACCAUAUGACAGCUCACAGAUAGAAUCCAGUAAACCUCCUGAAGAUGUCAUGCAGAAAGAGGAUAUUGCAGUUCCCGUUGACAUUGAUGGGGAUUGGAUCAUAGAAGAGGGCUUGGCAUCAACAAGUACAAUGGUGUUGCAAGGUUCAGUGCAGAUGACCGAUCAGCCUCAUUCAGUUGAAUCUUUUGACUCUGUUGACAAGAAAAUCAGUUUCAGUUCAGAACCCAAAAGUAAAGUAUGUGAUUCGGCAAUCGUCCCUGUUGCAGAUACAGGUUUGAGCAAUUUGUCCACUUCACCAGAUAGGGACAUACUCUUUUUGCAGGCUCCUGAUGAGAACCAGUCACGCAAAACUGGCAGGCUUGGGGAGCUGAUAGCUUGUAAAUAUUUCAUUGAGAAACUAGGUUCUGGGAGUGUUAAAUGGGUCAACGAAGAAAAUGAGACCGGCUUACCCUAUGAUCUGAUUACUGGGGAGAAUCAAGAAAGCAGGGAAUAUGUUGAGGUUAAAGCUACGAAGUCUGCGAGUAAAGACUGGUUCCCAAUAUCAAUGAGGGAGUGGCAAUUUGCAGUAGACAAGGGCGAUUCAUUCAGCAUUGCUCAUGUGGUUCUUUUAGGUCCCAAAAAGGCAAGUAUAACACUAUUGAGGAAUCCAUUUAAACUUUGCCAACAGAAUGCCUUGCGCCUGGCUAUUCUAAUGUCAAAGAAACUAAGAGACUCGUCAGUUGCUACGUAGAAUGGGAUUGUUAUUUUCCUUUGUCCCAAGUGUUUCUUCUUGUGUGGAAGGCUGAUCAGACUGGUUCAAAUCAUCAGUUUCAUGUAUGUUGGCUAAUCCAACAUCUGCGUUUCUUAUUGAAGAUUCAGCAGUUGGACUUGUGGUCUUCUGCAUGGCUUAUUUAAUUCCUUUGGCAACCAUUAGUAUGAAGAGUAAUUUUGACAGUUCUUGGAUAAUUUGUUAUAGAAGCGCAGAUAGCUGACCGCAGAAUUCCUUGAUAAUGCUAUUUUUUAUUGUUGUACAGGCAUACACCCAUCCAAAUGCUGAUUGAAUGGCUGGAACUGACCAUUUUUUUUAGAGAUUUUCAUUAAUACAUUCAUUACGCAAUGGCAAAUUAUUUUCCUUGUUUUUUUUUUUCUGUUCCACAUGUUGUGCUCAAAUGCCAGUAUGUACAAUUUGAAUUCUCAAUCUUUAUUGUAAGGAUAAUUCCUCUUUUCUUUAUGCAUGGACAACUUGUU
Molecule: messenger RNA, 8847 nt
Organism: Elaeis guineensis (African oil palm)
Lineage: Eukaryota; Viridiplantae; Streptophyta; Magnoliopsida; Arecales; Arecaceae
Product: protein NO VEIN
Biological process (GO): leaf vascular tissue pattern formation; embryo development ending in seed dormancy; root development
Cellular component (GO): nucleus
Source: RefSeq, a predicted model, not a curated record